Messenger RNA from Metarhizium robertsii ARSEF 23, 1767 nucleotides. RefSeq names its product LysM domain protein. Lineage: Eukaryota; Fungi; Ascomycota; Sordariomycetes; Hypocreales; Clavicipitaceae. The coding region runs from base 1 to 1767 and encodes 588 amino acids. The record is from RefSeq and is a predicted model, not a curated record. The transcript is spliced from 6 exons.
AUGCCCAUGUCGCCAGCUGUCAAGUAUACCGUCGCAGGACUCUGCUUCAGCGUGUUAUAUCUUGGUGAAGCCAGCCGCGCUGGUGCUUUUCCGGCUCUUGACAGACGCGCAAAUGGUUUUCGACUGGUCGACAACGGACUCCCUGGGUUCUCAGGCCUCGGCUCAACGUGCCGUCAAGUCCUUCAGCAAGUGAUCAAGUGUGAAGAAUAUGUGGCAAACCUCGGACUGAAAGAGUACCAUGGCUUAGUGCCUGACGGAGUGUUGGCCGAUGAGGUUUGCAAAGCCACUUGUGAAAUAUCAUUGACGACAGCCCGGAGGCGCAUCUUGGGUGCUUGUUCUUCGACCCCCGAACUGGCCCCUGGAUACCCCUUGCUCGCGCUAGUCGAUUCAAUCAUCUAUGGUUGGAAUGAAACAUGUCUUCGGGACAAGAGUACAGGAAAAUACUGCAACGACAUCUUGGAAUCAUGGGACAGCGUUGACGAGCUGGACAAGAUGCCCGAAACACAGCUAUGCUCGUAUUGUUUUGGAACCAAGCUGCGCAUGAUGCAGCAAUCCCCGUACUCUGGGUAUGACGAGCUGUUUGCCAACACUCUCGAAAUUGUAAAUGAAAAAUGUGGCAUCGACAGCCCCAUCACACCGCAGCGUGAGCUCAACGGCAUCAACCCCACCAGGCCGGCUUCAUGCCCUAGUGGUCAAGCUCACGUUGGCCGAGAAGGAGACACGUGCGAUACCAUUGCACUAGCCAACUCUGUUUCAGCUGCGACGCUCUAUUUCCUCAAUCCGGGCCUGACCAACUGCAGUGACAUUGCCGCUGGAACUCAGCUUUGCCUCCCAGACAAGUGUAACACCGUCUACCAGGUGCAAGAGGGAGAUCGGUGCGUCGAGGUGGCGGUAAGGGCCGGGACAUCAUGGAUGAAGCUGGUGGACUGGAAUCUUGGUCUUGACUCGCGCUGCUCUAACCUCUGGAGCAGAGACCCUUUCUGGGGGCGUGUAAUCUGUACCAGCGUACCUGGUGGAGGCUUUAUCAACACCGGUUCCCAUUCCCCCGAGGGUGGGAUUGGUAACGGCAAUACCGGUGGCCAGGGUGGCUCGGGGGAUGGUUACGCAGAUGACAUCGUGGAGCCGCCAAAAGGAGCUGCUGUGGCCGAAGGCACGGCGAAGAAAUGCGGCAAGUACGUUCAGGCCAAAGACCACGACACCUGCUCCAGGAUGGUAUCCUCACGGGCCGUGCCCAUGGAUUUGUUUCUGCAGGUCAACCCAUCACUUGGCACUGCUGCAGAGUGUGACAAUUACACAAAUGCAUUGUUAUAUGCUGACCGGAAUUCCCCCAAAGGCCACCCAGAUCAGAACCAGUUGCUGAAAGCUUCCUGGGAUCCUCCAUCACAAGAAGCAUAUGAGGCUGUCAAGGAGCGGAUAAAGUUGAUUUACAAAGAUAAUGGUCUCGACAAACUGUUUCGCGAGAAGAACUUGAAUAUGCUUGCCUUCCCCUUGGACAGCCUUAUGGUGUUCAUCUCGGCUGCGUCUGGUAUGUACGUUGACCUUGAGGCCAGUUGGACGCAAUGGUGCUGCGUUGUCGGAGUGCUGUGGCUGAUCCUCUGCAGAAAAUCCUUACUGACCAACCUGGUCAAUGGCGAGAUGAAUGGGUCUGGAGGAAAACUCGAUUUCAAGAGCAGGGAGACCAAGCACAAGUCGCGCGAGUGCUCUCUGUUUGCUGGUGCCUUGUCUCGGCCCGCUGGAAAUGGCGAUGGAGGGCUAUUAAACCAAUAA